Messenger RNA from Mauremys reevesii (Reeves's turtle), 3249 nucleotides. RefSeq names its product cilia and flagella associated protein 69 (gene CFAP69). Bases 20 to 3079 code for a protein of 1019 amino acids. The transcript has 23 exons. Gene Ontology annotation, biological process: olfactory behavior; positive regulation of flagellated sperm motility; response to odorant. Gene Ontology annotation, cellular component: non-motile cilium; sperm midpiece. The record is from RefSeq and is a predicted model, not a curated record. NCBI's taxonomy places the organism in Eukaryota, Metazoa, Chordata, Testudines, Geoemydidae.
CACAGGGGUUGAGGGGGGGAUGUGGCAGCCUCCCCCCCACCCCCGUUCUCUCCCUGUGCCGGCCACUAGGGGGAGCUUUUGCUCUGAUUUCCCCGCGUUGGAACGCGCCCUGGCAGCUGUUCUGAGCCCCUGGGGCUGCCGUAGGCGGCUUCCCCCGCUGCCAUGGGAACGGAGCCCGGCGUGUGUUGGUGCCUCGGCGCGGGAGCCGGGAGGUGGCGGCUGCUGCCCGGGCCCCGCACUGACCCCGACGUUCACCGCAUCUAUGAUCUCGCCGGCCGGGCCCGAAGUCGCCCCGGCCCCAUCCCCAGCCCUGUCCCGCAGGGAGACGCGCAGGCCGAAGCUGGCCUCGGACAGUGACCUGCGGACCAGCCAGUUGAAGUCUGUGGACCUUAAUCGUGUCAUCAAACUACUUGAAGAUUCCAACUCGAAUGAUGAGGAGGAAAGACAGCUAGAAACUCUCAAGAAAGUGAUGAAGCAGUAUGAGACUGGGCUUCCUCUUAAGGAUUUAGCACAAAUAUUUAAAAUUCUUAACAUAUGUGCAGAAAAAAUUCAGGACCAAGAGGCUUUCAUAGAGCCUACAUGUGAAAUUCUUAAAUUAUGCGGGUUACCAUUUUUAAAGAAGAAAUUAUCUGAUGAAGUCAACUACACCCCAGUUACUUUAGAAUCAAUUGCACAAUUGGGUUACUUAAUGAGGGUGCCAAGCUCUCAAGUGAGGAUACAAAUCUGUAAGUGUAUCAUUAGCUUUUACCAUGCAGAGCCACCAAAAAAACAGCUUGCAGGUUUACACUCUACAAGUGCAAACUAUAAGAUACAGAUGGCUGAAUUGGGAGGUUUAGCAGAAACCCUAGUUUUGUCUCUAGCGUUGGUUGAAAAUCAACUUGCUGAGAAGUUAUGGGUACUUAAAGCCCUACAGCAUCUCUCCACAUCUGGAGUAAAUUGUAAACUUAUGAUGAAAGCUCAAGCAGCCAGCAGAAUCUGUUCUCGUCUAAAUGAUGCCGAUCCCUCUGGACAGCUACUGUUCCGUUCAUCAGAAAUCCUAUGGAACUUAUUAGAAAACACGUCAAAGGAAGAAAUUGUUAAUCAGCUCAGUAACUUGGAAUGUAUAUAUGCUUUGAAGGAAGUGUUUGUGAACUUACUCAUGCAUGGUUUCCGUCACUAUGAUCGCCAGCUAAGAAACGACCUCUUAGUAAUAGCCACUCUCAUAGCUGAAAACCCUGGAGCACCAAUGAUUGAAAGUGGAUUUACUAAGCAGUUAAUACUAUUAGCAACGUUUAGUGAAGUUAAAAGCCAUAAUCCUUUGGUAAAAGGUUUUAAGCUUACCUACAGUUAUGAAGACUUUGAGCUGAAAAAAUUGCUGUUUAACAUGGUUGCAGUCUUAGCGAAAGAUCUGUGUGCAGUACAGCUGCUAAAUGAGGGUAAAGUGGUGCUGGCUUUGUUUCAUUAUGUCAAACCAAAUGAAAAGCCUGGUGUACAUGACUGGUCUGUUGCCCAAUAUGAAGAAUUACAGCUUCAUGCAAUUGCUACAUUAGCUUCAGUAGCUCCAUUGUUAGUGGAUGACUAUAUGACCUGUCAAGGGAAUACUCGUCUCCUUAUGUUUCUAGAAUGGUGCGUGGGCCAAGAUCCCUUCUUCGGUCAAGGUAACUGUUUCCAUGGUGCAGGUGGUCGUGGCAACAAACUUGCACAGAUGCGCUAUAGUCUGAGAGUCCUGAGACCUGUGGUGUCCCUUUGUGAUGAAGCUGUGAAUCUCGAUCUUUGUGAUCAGGGAGCAAUUAACCAACUGUUGGAUAUCUUAAAGCAUAUAACAAACAAAUCUAAAGAAAAAGAAGAUGCCAUUGUACUGGAAAUUCAAACUGAUAUAUUACUUAUCUUGUCUACUCUCUGUGAAAAUGAUCUUCAUAGAAAGGAACUGUUUGGCUGUGAAGGAGUGGAUAUACUUAUUCCAUUCAUGAAGAUGGAUCCAAAUAAGUUAUAUAGUGGAUUAGGGCAUAAUCGACUCCUUUUUAGCACAUUAGACAGUUUGUGGUGCUGUGUCAUGGGAUGUUACAUCGCAGAGGAUUAUUUUCUCGAAAGAGAGGGCAUUUUUCUCCUUCUGGAUUUGUUGGCAUUAAAACAAAAGAACAUAUGCAACCUAAUUCUUGGAAUAUUGGUUGAAUUUUGUGACAAUUCUAAAACUGCUUCUCACAUCAACACCUGGCGAGGGAAAAAAGAUCAGACGGCAGCUAGCCUUUUAAUACAUUUGUGGAAACGAGAGGAGUUGGAGCUGGGAGUCAAACAUGAUCAAGAUGGAAGAAUUGUUGAUGCAAAGAAACCUUUAGUUGGCAGCUUCCAAGAACAACAAGGAGUGAUCCCAAUGCCUGCCAACUGCCCCAGCAUUGCUAUCAUGGAAGUGUCUGAAAAUAUGAGGGCAAAAAUUUAUUCCGUAUUAUGCAAGCUAGGCUUUGAAAAUUUGCCUGGUUUGUCUGCUAAGGAUUUUGUCACACUUGCUAUCAUACGUCGAUAUCUUGACUUUAAAGUCGGAGAAGUCUGGAGUGAAAUAUGUGCAGAACUAAAAGAAGAAACAUUCAGACCAGUCACUCCUGAUGAGGAAGCCUUGAAAGUUAUUUCAGAGGCAUCAGAAAAUGUUGGAAAGAUGGUUGCCACUCUCCAGACUGAAAUGCUUGAAAGUCAACAGCACCAGGAACUCCAGGAGGAACAAAAGGUUUACUCCAAGAUUCAAGCUAUCCAUAAGCAGAGAGAAAUGGUAAAUAAAUCCUGGGAAAAUUUCUUAACUCGAACAUCAAAUUAUGAGGCUUUAAAGAAAGCAAAAAGACUUCAGGAAAAAUCAAUAGAUGCUUCUAGAUCAAAGUCAAGACCACAGAAUGCAACGCUCCACUCAACUGAAAUUAAAGGCCUGAAUACGACAAUUGCAUCUGGUCGCUUGGUAACUAUAGAAAGUACACCUUCUGAAUUAACUGGAGGGCCUCUGGCUGACACAGACCUUGCUCUUAGAAAGCUCUCUGUUCGUGGAGGAGCCUUAAAAAAGAUCAAAGGAGUUAAAGUGUUGGACCCAUUCAAGAAAGAUUCAGUAUCCGUAAAGUAAACAUUGUCCUGUACUGUUUCAGACAGUGCUUUGUAUUUUUUAAUUAAUAUAUUUCCCAAACAUCAUUUGUAAAAUAUAAUCUAUUUGUAUUUCUUUGGUUAAAUAUAUAGAAGAUCUUGAUAUUAAUUAUUAUAGAUGAAAAUAUAUUUUUGCUUUACAAAAAAUGUGAA